AUGCAGGCAGCAGCCUUCCAGAAUAAGAAACGGGAGAGGCCAGGCCGUGAUGAAGGCGCCUGUGACCCUCACUAUGAGAAUAUUGCCUUGGCCUUCAGAAACCGGGACCAGUCAAAACCCAGUCAGUCAGCACCCACAAAACAAGUCCAGCACAAGCCAUUGCUAGACACCACCCAGGUCCCCCCGUGGUUGCACAGAGCCAUCAUGAUCUUGUUCAUCCUCCUCGCUUUCAUCUUUCUGUCCUGCAUCAUCCUCUCAGCUUUGGUCCUGGUGAAGAAUUCUGAGAUGGCCAAGGAAUUGCUGGGCUUGAAAGGGGAGCUUUCAAACGUUUCCAACAUGGUACAGAGAUGCCAGAACGAGCAAAGAAAUCAAUGGAUGGAAAUCCAGAGGCUAAUACAGGAGGCCACGAGAGACAUCGGUACUGUCAGGAACAAGGUCCAGAGCGGAGAUGACAAGCUCAAGACAUUGUUAACAGAUAUAACCCACAUCAAGAAAACCCUGGAGGCGCUGGAAAAGAAGAUACAUACUCAGCCUAGUCCGCAGUAAAUAAGAGGAUAUUGCAG
Molecule: messenger RNA, 563 nt
Organism: Nannospalax galili (Upper Galilee mountains blind mole rat)
Lineage: Eukaryota; Metazoa; Chordata; Mammalia; Rodentia; Spalacidae
Gene: Mcemp1
Product: mast cell expressed membrane protein 1
Exons: 7
Coding region: 1-546 (181 amino acids)
Source: RefSeq, a predicted model, not a curated record